This is a messenger RNA of Manihot esculenta (cassava), 1965 nucleotides long. RefSeq names its product probable nucleoredoxin 1. Gene Ontology annotation, molecular function: thioredoxin-disulfide reductase (NADPH) activity. The coding region runs from base 107 to 1822 and encodes 571 amino acids. Lineage: Eukaryota; Viridiplantae; Streptophyta; Magnoliopsida; Malpighiales; Euphorbiaceae. The transcript is spliced from 4 exons. The record is from RefSeq and is a predicted model, not a curated record.
AAAGAAGAAAACUGUUAAUUCAUUGUCUUAUAAGAAAAGACCGAGACACAUUCACAAGUCUAUCUUUUGUUUCUGCAGUUCAACAGAAAAGAGAGAGGGAAAAAAAAUGGCUAACGAGCUUGUUGGUGAUGUUUCUCAUGAUCUGUUUUCACUUCUCUCCACCGAAGACCGAGACUUUCUGAUCCGUAACAAUGGCGAUCAGGUUAAAAUCAGCAGAUUGGUUGGAAAAAUUGUGGGAUUAUAUUUCUCUGGCUCAUGGUGUGGACCAUGUCGCCAUUUUACCCCAAACUUGGUUGAAGUCUACGAGAAGCUCUCAUCAAAAGGAGAUUUUGAAGUAGUUUUCAUUUCUUCUGAUAGGGAUGAAUCAUCUUUCAAUGAUUACUUCUCCAAAAUGCCAUGGCUUGCCAUUCCAUUUUCUGAUGACGGAAUCCGGAAACAGCUCAAGGAGUUGUUUAAAGUAAGAGGGAUUCCUAAUCUUGUCGUUCUUGACACUGAUGGCAAGGUGUCUUGUGAUCAAGGUGUCAAAAUCGUCAGGGACUAUGGCGCAGAUGGGUAUCCGUUUACUGCAGAAAGGGUUGAUUACUUUCGACAGGAAGAAGAGAAUGCUAAGAAGAAUCAGACCUUGAGCUCGAUCUUGGUUUCAAGCUCCCGCGAUUACUUGAUUUCAAAGGAUGGAACGAAGGUUGCUGUGUCUGAGCUUGAAGGGAAAAUGGUGGGUCUGUACUUCUCAGUUUCUUCUCACAGGCUGUGCCUCGAAUUCACUCCCAAACUUGUGGAGAUAUAUAAGAAUCUGAAGGAGAAAGGUGAGAACUUUGAGGUGGUGUUGAUAUCUAUAGACUAUGAUGAGAAGGAAUUCAAACAAAUUCUUGAAACAAUCCCUUGGUUAGCAAUACCAUUUGAGGACAAGAGCCGUGAGAAAUUGGCACGUUACUUUGAGCUAAGAGCUCUUCCUACUCUAGUCAUAAUUGGGCAAGAUGGGAAGACUUUGAACCAAAAUGUAACUGAGCUUAUUCAAGAUCAUGGCAUUGAAGCCUACCCAUUUACACCAGAGAAGCUGGUUGAACUUGCUGAGAUUGAGAAGGCAAGACUUGAAUCACAGACACUAGAGUCUGUUUUGGUUCAUAGGGACAAAGAUUUUGUAAUAGAAAAGAGUGGUAUUAAGGUUGCUGUAUCAGAACUAGUAGGGAAGAAUGUUCUUCUCUAUUUCUCAGCCAAAUGGUGCCCACCCUGUCGAGCUUUUUUACCAAAGCUGAUUGAAGCAUACCAUGAAAUCAAGGCCAAGGACAAUGCAUUUGAGGUAAUAUUCAUUUCAAGUGACCGUGAUCAAUCUUCGUUCGAUGAAUUCUAUGCAGAAAUGCCAUGGUUAGCCCUGCCAUUUGGUGAUGAAAGGAAAUCAAUCCUGCAACGAAAAUUCAAAAUAAAAGGCAUUCCUGCAGCCAUAGCUAUUAGUCCUACAGGGCAGACAAUCACCAGGGAAGCUAGAGAACACAUAGCAGCUUAUGGGGCAGAUGCAUAUCCAUUCACUGAAGAUCAUCUGAAGCAACUGGAAGAAAAGUUGGAGGAAAAGUUGGAGGAAACAGCAAAACGGUGGCCUGAGAAAGUGAAGCAUGAACUUCAUCCUGAGCACGAGCUUGUUCGCACAAACCGCAGUGGAUUUGUGUGCAAUGGAUGUAGGAAGAUGGGGUAUGGGUUGUCUUUCUAUUGUAGGGCAUGCGACUUUGAUCUUCACCCUAAGUGUGCUUUAAAUAAAGAGGAAAAUAGCAAGGCUGGGAAGGAAAAGGAGGGAUGGAUCUGCGAUGGAGAUGUAUGCCGAAAGGCCUGAGAAAUUAAGUAUAUAUGUGAAGUUGCUAUGAAAGCAUAUGUAUGCAUGCGAAUAAAUUCUGGUGUGUUUGUGAAACUUUUAUAUGAAGAUAUGUUAUCUUUAAAUGUCUAUCUAAUGAACUUUCCAGUAUUUCUUUCGUCAAA